CGUUUUUGCUUUCAUCACCCAUCUUUUUAGCUCCAACUUAAUAUCACAGAAGCUGGUUCUGUUCUCUAUUGGGCUUAAUUUCCCUCCAAAAAAGUAAUAAAAUCUUUGGAUCUUUCUUCCUUUGACAAAUCAACACGCAAUCUUUAAACCCCAUUUGUCCCCUUCCUAGAAAUUUCCUUCCUCAUGAUCUCAAUAGUAAAAGUUAUUCCCUUUAUUUAGCAUUCCGCACCACACCCACUUCCUCUAUCAUAUUUUCUCACCUCCCCUCCUCUUCUUCUUAUCUCUCUCCUCCGUUCUGUGAUCCUCUUAAUCUUCACACACACUGCAUAAAGUUCGAAUCUUUCAACAACCCAGAUUUUUAGUUUCUUCAUCGGAUUUUGAUACAAAAUGGAGAACAACAACAACCAGUCGUUUUGGCAAUUCAGCGAUCAGCUUCGUGUUCAAGGCACCAACUUUGCAAAUCUCACAGUUAAUGAUUCGAUUUGGAGCAAUUCGUACAGCAAGAGGCCUGAUGAAAGGAGGAAUUUCGAUAUAAAGGUAGGCGGCGAUGUCAGUCCUCUGAUCAAUUUGACCCCAAAAGGGUCUGAUUUCAAUGGCUUCAACGACUCUUGGGUCGACAAUCUGAAGCCAAAAGGGUCCUCUGACUCCAACGGCUCCAACGAUGGCUGGAACAGCUUCAAGCCAAAAGCUUCAGAGCUCAACAAUGGCUUCAACGACAGAUGGAACAAUUUCAAGCCAAAAGCUUCAGAAUUUAACGCUUUUAACGAGGGCUGGAAGCUUGCUGCUGCUGCUGCUGCUGGGCCGGUUCUUGGCGGCGGCUCGCAGCUCAAUGGCGGCUUCAACAAGGGGAUUUACUCCAAGCCUGCAAUUUACAACAACAACAACAACAACAAUAACAACAACAACAACAACAACAAUAACAACAACAUGGUCAAUUUGAAGCCCUACAAGAACAAGGCUCAUGAGGAAGAUCUUGUUCAUGGCGGCAAAGUUGGGAAGAAGAACAACAACAAUUCUAGCAAGAAGAAAGCUGGUGGAGAUGACAACAACAAGGACAGCAAGGGCGCUGUGGACAAAAGGUUCAAGACUCUGCCACCAGCUGAGUCUCUGCCUAGAAAUGAAACCAUUGGUGGAUAUAUCUUUGUCUGCAACAAUGAUACCAUGCAAGAAAAUCUCAAGAGGCAGCUUUUUGGUUUGCCUCCACGUUAUCGUGAUUCAGUGAGGGCGAUAACUCCGGGGUUGCCCCUCUUCCUCUACAACUACUCCACCCACCAACUCCAUGGAAUUUUUGAGGCUGCAAGUUUUGGAGGCACCAACUUUGAUCCAACGGCCUGGGAGGACAAGAAGUGCCCUGGCGAGUCACGUUUCCCAGCUCAGGUUCGAGUUUUUACCAGGAAAGUGUGUGAACCACUUGAGGAAGACUCAUUCAGGCCAAUUCUUCACCACUACGAUGGCCCUAAAUUCAGGCUUGAACUUAGUGUACCAGAGGCGCUGUCUCUGUUGGAUAUAUUUGCAGACCAGAACCCUUGAACAAGAACCAAGGUGUAGAGUCGUACAGAUAAUACAACAUACAAGUUAGUGAGAGGAAAGAGAAUAGUGGAUAGGGUUGCUUGGCAUCAUCAAAUAUAUAUUAUAAAUGUUGGUUGGGGAGUUGAGAGAGUUUGGGGAGAAUCUGAAGACGGGUGAAUAUACAAUAUGUAGGAUAUAUAUAUAUAAUGUAUAAUGGUUUUUCUUGCAAGGGGCUGAGAAUUAUAUGUUCUUUUUCCUCUUUGUUCUUUCUUUUGGAAUGUGUAAGCAAGUACAGACGAUGAGGAAGGGGAUAUUUAUUAUGAGUUUGUAUAAGGUUAUAAAAAUACAUGGUGGAUGCACGGUAACGCGUAUGAUCGAAAAUAAAGCGAGUUUUCAAGAGAUUAAACC
This is a messenger RNA of Prunus dulcis (almond), 1917 nucleotides long. RefSeq names its product probable serine/threonine-protein kinase clkA. The record is from RefSeq and is a predicted model, not a curated record. The transcript has 5 exons. Lineage: Eukaryota; Viridiplantae; Streptophyta; Magnoliopsida; Rosales; Rosaceae. The coding region runs from base 388 to 1530 and encodes 380 amino acids. Gene Ontology annotation, biological process: response to endoplasmic reticulum stress.